Lachancea thermotolerans CBS 6340 is the source of this 744-nucleotide messenger RNA. It is a transcript of the gene NKP1, whose product is annotated as Nkp1p. The transcript has a single exon. Lineage: Eukaryota; Fungi; Ascomycota; Saccharomycetes; Saccharomycetales; Saccharomycetaceae. Bases 1 to 744 code for a protein of 247 amino acids. The record is from RefSeq and is a predicted model, not a curated record.
AUGUCCUAUAACCAGUACGCAGAGUUUAUAAGAGAUGAAACCGAGCGCAUGAGUAAUUCUAGGGUGCAGCUUCCCUCAGAUGCUGGGCUCCAUCGCGAAGUCUCGAACACAAUCGCGAAGGCGCUACAGCAUGCCUUGGACUUGCAUCGGAAAGAAGUCUUUAACACACGAAAUCAGGACGACGUGCUGGCACAAGUCUUGAGCAAAGAGCAGGCUUUGCUGCGCGACGAACUCCAGCGCGUCAUGGCCCUCGUCGGCGAUCUUCCUCGUGAACAGAUAGGAUCAGACCUCGUCGACCUUCAGAGUGGUGGUGACAGUGGAUUUAUAUCUCUUGAACGGCUACUAGACGAUGUCGAGAAACUGCCGCGCGUUUCGCUCAUCGACGAGGAGGAUUCAGAGGGUGAGCCUCUCUUAAGAGAGUAUAAUGCUCUGCGGCACGCGCUGGGAGAAAAAGCCAUGGCAAUUCGCGAAGCGCAACGCUACCUGCCCAAAUUGAAGCGACAGGCCCGAAGCUGGCAACAAUUGCAAGGUGCAGUCAAAGAUGUACAUGGAGCGGAGAACGUAGAUGUCUAUUUCCAAGAGUACGAGUCCAAUGUGGCAACUCAGGCCCACGAAGCGUGCCGGUUGGCGGAAACUGCGCUCAAGGCCAAAGGCGCGCUUCCGCGCGAGCAACUCGAAAGCUUACGCCGCAUAGUCACUAUGCUGAGAGCAUUGCCUCGAAAUAGAAAAGGGAAAGUCGAUUAA